Molecule: messenger RNA, 2250 nt
Organism: Condylostylus longicornis
Lineage: Eukaryota; Metazoa; Arthropoda; Insecta; Diptera; Dolichopodidae
Product: putative glycerol kinase 5
Exons: 9
Coding region: 368-1945 (525 amino acids)
Biological process (GO): triglyceride metabolic process; glycerol-3-phosphate biosynthetic process; glycerol metabolic process
Cellular component (GO): mitochondrion
Molecular function (GO): phosphotransferase activity, alcohol group as acceptor; kinase activity
Source: RefSeq, a predicted model, not a curated record
UUUUGUACUUGACAUUUGUUUAUUUGAUUUGGGGGGUUGUUCUAAGUUGAAUAAGUUACUUUUUUUAUUUUUUUUGAUUCAAUUUUUAUUCACAACCGAAUAAAUAUAUAUGUAUUAUGAAGCUGAGUUUAAACAGGUUUUACACAAAACGGAACGCAAAAGAAAGUGAAAUUUGCACAUCAAGACUCAAUACAUAUUAUGUAUGUAUUUGUCUAUGUUUUUUAUCGUUGUUUAUAAACUGUUAUCAAUUAACAAUCCAAGUAAUAAAAUAAUAGAGAAAGCUCAAUUACAACGUCAAUUUACUAAAGUUCAUUUAAGUUUUUUCUGACCUCUGAGUAGUGGGUAGGUGCCUACUUGCGUAACAAAAAUGCAAAUGAAGAAAUAUAUAGCUUCAUUGGAUGUUGGAACGACCACAAUAAGAUGUUUUAUAUUUGAUCUAAGUUUCAAAAAAGUGGGUGGUUCAACAGAAUUGGUUCAGCUUUUAAAUGAUGAGCCUGGUUAUUUCGAAAUCGAACCAGAAAGACUGUGGAAAAGCAUUAUUAAUGUAAUAAAGAAUGCUAUUGCAGACGCAUCAAUAAAUAUUAAAGACGUUCUAGGUUUAGGAAUUUCUACUCAAAGAUCUAGUUUUAUUACUUGGAAUCGCGAAACUGGAGAACAUUUUCAUAAUUUUAUAACUUGGAAAGAUUUGAGAGCUGACCAAUUAGUCCAAAAAUGGAAUAAUAGUUUUCUUCUAAAAAUCAUUAAUAACUUUUCAUACUUCUUGUAUCUUAUUACAAGAAGCAAAAGAUUUUUGGCCGCCAGUGUUUUGAAAAUGAUGAAUUCUCAGGUAACACUUAGAUUAGUCUGGCAAAUGGAAAACAAUAGCAAGUUAAAAGAUGCUAUCAAUCAAAAACUUGCUUUAUUUGGAACGUUAGAUUCCUGGUUAUUAUAUAAGCUGAGAAAAAAUUCUUUGGAUAUUGAAAAAUUUGAUCAUAUCAGUGACAUAACGUCCUGUACUGCUACAGGUUUUUUCGAUCCAUUUACCUUGCAAUGGUCGCCAUUGGCUUUUCGAAUAUUUAAAAUUCGGGAAGAAAUGUUACCAAAGGUUGUUGACAAUAAUUACAAUUUUGGAUAUGUUCACAAAUCCAUUUUUGGUGAAAGUAUAAAAAUUUCAUCAUCAUUUAGCGAUCAAUCGGCUGCAAUGUGGGGAUCUUCCUGUUUUGACGAUGGAGAUGUUAAAGUUACCUUAGGAACUGGUUCAUUUUUGAAUCUUAAUACAGGGAAAGAAUGCCAAGCAUCACUUUCAGGAUUGUAUCCAAUGGUUGGAUGGCGAUUUAAGUCUGGAGACAAUUCUUUUUGUUUCACGUAUUGUAUGGAAGGUGCGGCCAAUGACACUGGAACAGUUAUUAACUGGGGAUUAAAUUGUGGCCUUUUUGAUGAUCCAACACAAACUUCAAACUUGGCUGAGUCAGUUUCCGACACAGACGGAGUUUACUUCGUGCCGGCAUUCAGUGGUAUAGGGCCGCCUAUCAAUGACUAUAAAUCAGCAUCUGGUUUCUUAGGGAUAAGGCCUUCUACCCAAAAAGCUCAUAUGGUCAGAGCGUUACUAGAAAGCAUAGCGUUUCGUGUUUUCCAAUUGUAUGAAUGUACCAAAAACGAGACUUCGUACAAUCUUAAAUGUAUUCGAGUGGAUGGCGGAGUUUCUAAAAAUAAUUUUAUAUGUCAAUUAAUUGCCGAUCUGACGAAUUUAAACGUUGAAAGAGCGACAGCAACAGAAGCUAGCGUGUUAGGAUCAGCAUUCGUUGUUGCUUUUAAUGAAGGUUUAUGUACGAAUAUCAAAGAACUAAAAAAAUUUAGAAAGAUUGACAGAAUUUUUGAACCCCGUAUCGAAAUAGGAUUAGAAUAUAAAACUAAACUUAAAGUUUGGGAAGAUGUUUUAACACGUUUUAAAGGAUGGUAUAAAUAAUAUUUGGAAGAGCGAGAAGUUUCUUAUGUAAAUUUCAAUUAAAGACAAUAUUUGUAACAUUCUGCGAUAAUAUGUAUAUAUAAACUCUUAAUUAGUAUACAUAUUUUAAAUAGCUAUCAACUGCCUUCCACUAUAUAAUACACUAAUUAUUAGCAAUAAAUAAUAUGGCAAAAUAAGAUGUACCUAUAGGAAUUUUUACAGGUUGAUUGGUUGUGGAAUUCGACUUUUAUUUUUUAUCAAUUUAUCAGAAAUUGUUAUCAGAGAUUUUAAAAACAUUUUUUGUUAGCGUUACAAUUAAGAAUAAA